UACAAUACAAGUGUCACUGCAUUUAUCGUAAAAAUCCGACCAUCUGUUCGUCGAGGUCACAUGCAGAUAUAAAUCCAAUAUAAAAAGGGAAUAGAAAUUAUUGUCUUCACUUCUGGUUUUAUUUUCGAUCCGGCUCGUAUUAAUCAUCAAGCAUGCUACCAUUAGCGCUUUUUUUGUUCAUCGGUGUUCUUGCGGAACAGACGUUCGCCGAUGAACCUGAAGCAAUUGUGGGUGGUACACCUGCCGGAUUAGGCGAAUUCCCACAUCAAGUUUCCUUGCAAUCUUCUCCUUAUUAUUCUUCUCAUUUCUGUGGCGGCUCCAUCAUCGCUCCCAACAAGGUUUUGACCGCUGCUCAUUGCGUGGAAUCCGGAAGCACUUUUUAUGUUCGCACCGGAUCUGUUGAUCAUGCUAAAGGAGAACUCCACUAUGUGAAACAAGUUUAUAUCCAUCCGAAUUAUAGCGGCAAACAGAAAGAUGCGUGGCGAUGUGACGCCGCAGUAGUCGUCCUUACAAAGGCAAUUCAAUACAAUUCAUAUCAACGUCCCAUCCCUUUGGCCGAUUCCCCGCCCGCCACUGGGACAGUAUGUACUUUGUCCGGAUGGGGUAAGACAAGCACAAAUGGAGCAGUCUCGCCAAAUCUUCUGAAGAUGCAACAGGCCGUGAUCUCACAGGCGCAAUGCCAGCAGAGACAUUGGGGUAUGCCUUUGGAUUCCAGCCACUUGUGUACCCUCAACCGUCAAGGAAUUGGUGCUUGCCAGGGUGACAGUGGCGGUCCUCUUAUUUGUAACGGCAAACAAUAUGGUAUUACUUCUUGGGUUGUUCCUUGUGCUGUUGGUGAACCAGAUUGCUACGCCAAUGUCGGCGCACCAAUUGUACGCAGUUUCAUUCAAUCAAUACCAUAGAUCAAUACCAGAUAUACAUCUUGACAUAGAAAACAUAAACUUAUUUGAUUAAUCAUUAAGUUCAUGUCCAUGCACCGAAAGAAUAUGCUAUUGCGAUGUCGAAGUGCACGCAAUUGCAUUAUUUGCACCC
Camponotus floridanus (Florida carpenter ant) is the source of this 1032-nucleotide messenger RNA. Its product is annotated as chymotrypsin-1-like. Lineage: Eukaryota; Metazoa; Arthropoda; Insecta; Hymenoptera; Formicidae. Gene Ontology annotation, molecular function: serine-type endopeptidase activity. Gene Ontology annotation, biological process: proteolysis. Bases 153 to 902 code for a protein of 249 amino acids. The record is from RefSeq and is a predicted model, not a curated record. The transcript is spliced from 4 exons.